UUUUUAAUUUAUUUUUUCCAGUAUUUUAAAGACGCGUCUGUAGACUCACCCUCUUGUCCAAUGCAGCAAUGUAGAAAUCAUGUAGAAAAGAAAUGUCAUUUAGAGCCAUUUAUUAACACUCAAAAAAACUGGAUCGUUCAUGAAUCGUCGUUCACGACCCAUUAUUAGUCACUUUUUUUACUCACAACACACAAAAAAUAAAUCCAGAUCAACUGAAAAUAAAAAGAAAAUACUUCUGCCGGAUUAACCAGUCUAAAUACCACCGUUUGUGACGCAUUGAAAAUCGAUUGCCAGGAAGAGAGACGAGACGAGACCAAAGAAAAUCAAGAGCAGAACGGACAACAAUACAAAGUAAAAUUGGGAGGAACGUUUGAAACGAUUUCACAAAAAAUCGGCAGGCAGCUGAGCGUUCGUUUGGUCAAAGAAAUGGGCAUUUUCGGGCAAUCGUCGCCGUUUGACGCCGAUGUGGAAAAAGCCACCAGCGAGACAAAUACGAACGACAACUGGUCACUGAUUCUCGAUGUGUGCGACAAGGUGUCCACAAAUCCACGUCUGGCUAAGGAUUGUCUCAAGGCGGUGAUGCGGCGCAUGGGCCACAACGAUCCCCAUGUUGUAAUGCAGGCGAUCACGUUGCUGGACGCCUGCUCCAACAAUUGUGGCAAGCCUUUCCAUCUGGAAGUGGCCUCGCGUGACUUCGAAACUGAGUUUCGAAGGCUGUUAAGCCGGGCAGAGCCGAAGGUGACGCUGAAAAUGCGCCAAGUGCUAAAGAACUGGGCUGAUAAUGACUACAAGAACGAUCGGGAACUGGAGUUGAUUCCUGCCCUCAUCACUAAGCUUCGUCUGGAAGGCUACGACUUUAAGAAUCUUAGCGAGAAGAGUAGCAAAACAGCUGCUGAAAAGGCUGCCAGUUUGCCAAAGGAUCCCAAUGUCGUUAGCAGCCAACAAGAGGAGGAUGACAUUGCCAAGGCCAUAGAACUGUCACUGAAGGAGGGCAAGAGUAGUCCCAAAGCGGGCAGUGGAGGUGUUGCGAGUGCAGGAAACACUAGUGCCUAUCCAUCGUUAUAUCCGUCGUUCGUAGGUGCCUCCAGCGGAACAAGUAACGAUGUAAACCCUAACCAAAACCAAGCCCAAGCCCCAGCUUCCGAACCAAGAAAAGUUCGUGCUCUUUAUGAUUUUGAGGCUGCGGAGGAAAACGAACUCACUUUCUUCGCUGGCGAGAUUAUCCAUGUGAUGGAUGACAGCGACCCUAACUGGUGGAAGGGCUUCAAUCAACGAGGAGAGGGACUCUUCCCUUCGAAUUUCGUCACUGCCGAUUUAUCUGUGGAUCCCGAGCGCCUAGACAUCAAUCAGCAGCACAAGACGGGAGCGGCACAAAAGGAUGGGGACUCUGCAACGACUUUGCAGCAAAAGACUGAAGCCGCCGCAGCAGCAGCAGGUGCUGCCUCUGCUCAGCCUGUGGAGAUCGACGAAGCUAAGAUUGAUCGUCUCUUGCAUCUACUCCAUGAGGCAAAUCCCGAAGAUCCCUCGCAGGAUAGCGACGAGAUGCUUCGGCUGGAACAGGAGGUUCAUCAAAUGGGUCCCCUGAUUGACGCCGAGCUGGAGCGAGUGGAUCGUAAGCACGCCCAAUUGACGCAGCUGUCGAGUGAUCUCGUCGAUGCCAUAAAUCUCUAUCACGGUCUUAUGAGAGAUGAUCGGGCUGUCGCGGGACAGUUUGCUGCAGCAGCUGGAGGCUUCAUGCCGGGCUUAGCUGGCUUUCCAGGAGCCGCUCUGUACGGAGCACCUGGCUAUCCCAGUGCGGGUGGCUUUCCUCCGCACCAAAAUUAUUCAGGAAUGCACUCGCUUCCUUAUGCCCCCGUACCCAACAUCCCAACAAAUACUGCGGCCCCGACAACAGCUCCUGCUGGUUACCUAGAACAAGGUCAGGUGCCGCUUACUUUUCAAAACGGACACGCCGCGCAGAUGACCUCGCUACCACCCCAUCUUCCACAGUUAAACCCGGCUGCAUCUGUAGCCCAGCCCCUCUACAAUGCCCAGGCAGCACCCGUAUCCACCCACCAACAGCAGCAAGCACCGCCGCCACAGCAGAAUCAGUCAAGCUACCAGCAGCAGCCGUUUGCCCGAGUUCCGCCCGCAGUUACACAAAUGCAGCAACAGCAAUCACAACCGCCGCCUCAUGCUUACAUGCAGUCGGGGCCUCCGCAGGGAUAUCAGCCCGGACCAACCCCACAGCAGCCCCAACCGCAUCUGUAUGCACCAAAUGGAUCGCCAGCAGUCACCCAACAGAGCUACGUGCCACAGCACCAUCAGCAUCAGCUUCCACCAAACGAUCAAUUUAGUCAGAUACAUCAACAAACGGCCACCAUGGGCAUGACGACGCAGUCCGCAGCUGCGCCUGGCUAUCACAUGCAGAACGAUGCCGUCAAGAACAACAUUCCUAUCUACCAGCAGCAGUGGUAAACCCACCCCCCCAAUAAAUUUGAAUCCUUCGCUUGGUUUGAUUUAAUUUGCCCAAAACGAACUAAUUUCUAUCUGUAUCCUGUGAUCACGACCGAUCAGUCAAAAAGAUGAUAAUUGUAAAAGUAUAACUUGAUAACUUCAUAAAUAGCAGAAGUUGUCGAAUCUCUUUUAUUUAUAUGAUAAAAAUCCUCCAGUCAAGCAAAGAUACAAUCUAGCAGCUAACCAAAAAUGUCGUCGGCUUUGUCAUGAGAAAAGCUGAAAUAUGUCCCCAAAAUCAACUCUUCAGACACGUGAAAAUAGUUUAUAAAAUGUUCCUUCAUCUGUAUUGUUUGCUUAAUUUGUUUGUCUUUGGGUAGAUUUUUCAAUGUCCUAACAAUAUCUUUUAUGGAAAUGAGGUAAAUGAUUGGAAAGCGAUUAUAUAUAUAUAAAACAUAUAAAUAUUCUAUAUUCUACAUACAUUAUGGGAUAACUUUAUUGAGUGCAAGAGAGAUAACUUUUAUAUAUUAUGUUUAUUGUAUGCAUUAUGAUCUGAUAAGAAUAACGAAAGAAAUUAAAAUCAUUCGAUACAUUUAGUAA
Molecule: messenger RNA, 3033 nt
Organism: Drosophila obscura
Lineage: Eukaryota; Metazoa; Arthropoda; Insecta; Diptera; Drosophilidae
Gene: Stam
Product: signal transducing adapter molecule 1
Exons: 5
Coding region: 427-2457 (676 amino acids)
Biological process (GO): protein transport to vacuole involved in ubiquitin-dependent protein catabolic process via the multivesicular body sorting pathway
Cellular component (GO): ESCRT-0 complex
Molecular function (GO): phosphatidylinositol binding; ubiquitin binding
Source: RefSeq, a predicted model, not a curated record